AUUGGCACCUAACAACAACAGUUUUUAAUUGUUAAUAAAAGAUGGCACCCAAAAUUAAAAAAAAGAACAAAAUUAAAGUGAUCGGCUCCACACCUCAUCAUCACCUAUUUCAUUUCCCCUUUGCCUUUAUAAAGAACCCAAAUCCUCAUUUCAUCCUCCCCUUUCUCUCUUCUUCUUCUUCUUCUUCUUCUUCUUCCCUCUUCUGUUUAUUCUUCUUUUUCUUGAUUAUUAGGAUUCUUGCUUUAUAAACUUUCUUGUUUUUUUUUUCUUAAUGGGUUUCUUUGUAGAGGAUUCAGAUGUUAUAGUGACACAUCUUCUUUACAAGGCGGCUGUUAUUUUAGCAGUCGCGAGAUGGGCUUUGUCCUGGGCUCUUAGGUUUAGAAGCAGAACCUAUUUAUCUCCUUCUUCUUCUUCUAGCAGCAAUGAUUCUCUACACCAAUCUUGCGCUCUCCCUUCUUCGCAGCAGAUAAGGGACGGCCUGAUUUUAACAACUUUUGGCGAUAUCACUGAUAGGAUUUCAGGAGCUUGUGACACGUGUGCUGUUUGCUUAGGGCAGUUGAGUGAGCUUGAUGAAGUCAGAGAACUAAGGAAUUGCUGCCACGUGUUUCAUAAAGAAUGCAUUGAUAGAUGGGUUGAUCACGAUCAUGAUCACGAUGAUAAUCAUAAAACUUGUCCACUAUGUAGGGCCCCUUUGUUGACUGCCUCACAAAGCUUGGCUUGGAUUAACAAUAAUAAGUGUGAGCCCAGUUGGGCAGUAGAAAGAAUCCUCUAUCUUUUUGGGGAUGAUUUGUUUAUGCAGUACUAAACAGUAAUUGUUAUUCUCUCAAAAAAGAAAACGAAAUGGUAGUAAUUGUUAUAUUUGUAACAUUAAUUAGUGGUUUAGGAGCUAAAUAUCAAUUUUGUAUUGCCUGGAUUUUAUUGGCUAUUGAAUCUGUACAUAUUUGUUGCCUUUUUAA
Messenger RNA from Ricinus communis (castor bean), 956 nucleotides. RefSeq names its product brassinosteroid-responsive RING protein 1. The transcript has a single exon. The coding region runs from base 272 to 805 and encodes 177 amino acids. Gene Ontology annotation, biological process: protein ubiquitination. The record is from RefSeq and is a predicted model, not a curated record. Gene Ontology annotation, molecular function: ubiquitin protein ligase activity. Lineage: Eukaryota; Viridiplantae; Streptophyta; Magnoliopsida; Malpighiales; Euphorbiaceae.